AUGCCGCAACCAACUCGCAAAAGGGCGCGUACCAGGGCCGCUCCCAAGGACGAUGCGGUUGAGGAGCAACAGUCUACCGUCUUCACGGACCGCCGCACCUCUUGGCUUGUUAAGGGUGACGAGCAGAUGGUGGAGCUCAGAGUGAAAACGGAGACUUUUCAUGUCGCCAGAAGUGUGCUCACCAAGAACUCGGAGUACUUCGAAGGAUGCCUAGCUGGACGCUUCGUCGAGGCUAAGAAAGGGGUCGUGGAAUUCGACGAUGACGAGAUUGAACCGAGAUAUCUCGGCCUUUACAUUGGGCUUGCGUACAGUCACUCUUCCAUCGUCCCUCACACGCCUCCUCGUCCGGCCCAGAAUCCUGAGGCCAUGGCCGCGAAGACCCCUAUGCGUGACUAUAUCGAGGUCUACAAGCUUUGCGAUCGCUUCAUCAGCCCAGAAAUGGGCGAUUUCAUUAUGCGAUGCACCGAUGUCGCAAUCGGCAACGGGCAUCGCGCUCUCUACCGGACCGAGGGCGACGAAGGGACGCAAAAACUUCUUAUGCGAGACUUCGCCGACGGAUACGAGGUGCUGAACAUGCAGCAGAACGCACAGGUCGAGAUGGGUGGGCGGAUGAUCACCUACUUUUGCGAAGGUGUCAGCUAUCGUGCAUGGAUCGAUACCAUGGAGGAGCUGAUGGAUCGACCUAAGUUUGUAGCUGCCGUUUCCCGCGGCUUUGCAACCAAACUUCGAGAGCUGCAGAUCCGGCUAAAAAGCAUCAAGCGCCGGGAGUUAGUCGGCCCUGGACCUGUCUAG
Fusarium poae is the source of this 792-nucleotide messenger RNA. RefSeq lists its product as uncharacterized. The transcript is spliced from 2 exons. The record is from RefSeq and is a predicted model, not a curated record. Bases 1 to 792 code for a protein of 263 amino acids. Gene Ontology annotation, molecular function: protein binding. NCBI's taxonomy places the organism in Eukaryota, Fungi, Ascomycota, Sordariomycetes, Hypocreales, Nectriaceae.